Molecule: messenger RNA, 2295 nt
Organism: Notolabrus celidotus (New Zealand spotty)
Lineage: Eukaryota; Metazoa; Chordata; Actinopteri; Labriformes; Labridae
Exons: 4
Coding region: 230-1927 (565 amino acids)
Source: RefSeq, a predicted model, not a curated record
AGAGCGGAAGUGACGUACUCAACCAGGAAAUGUUCAUACUCAUUCGUUGUUUAUUUAUGUUGAGGUGGAUGAAAAUGUAACAGUGUGAAUGGCGAAAUCAUAGAUGUGCAAGGACGAAUUAUGUCUCACCAUGACCUGAAAUGAGUUGACCAGAUGGGAGGCAUAAACCGAUCUUUCCUCUUGAGAGAUUAACAGCACAAUACACAGAGUUCCUCUGGAGUGACUAACCAUGGGCCGGCUAGAUGAAGCUGCCAAACAGAAAGUGGUGGAGCUACGGAAGGCUGGUCUCAGUUUCCGUAAAAUUAAAGCUGUGCUGGAGCUCGAGAACAUCAAGGUGUCUGCCCAGGCCAUCUACCUGUACCUAAGGGAGUUUCAAGGGCGGGCACCUGGAAGGGUCAGACCUUUGGAGGCUGGAAGCAGCACAUCACAGGUACUGGUGAAUCCUCGAGCAGGGCCAAUACAAGAGAGCUGGAAUAACAUUCACCUCCAAAACCUUCUACGGGAGGCAUCUCAGCAUGCUGGCUUUACAGCAGCUGCAAACUUUGCCAAACAGACUCAAACAAAUCAAGACAGUGGUGCAAAGCCAUCUAGGCCUGGGGAGGCCAGUGGAGGAAGCCGACCAGAGCGACAGCGCGAGGGAGAUAAGGAGGAAAAUGACAUCCAGAUUAUUAGCGUCACCUCCCUUGCCCAAAACAGCCAACAAAGGAGUCCACAGUCAACUGCAACAAUGGCGAAUACAUGUACUGUAUCUUCGACACUAACAGCUUCUGGGGCAGCUAUGAGGAGGAGAGUCACACCUUCUCCAGCCUCCAACUCAAUGCUGGCAGCUCGAAAGAGGCUUUUGGAUAAGGCGCUGUCACAAAAGAUGAAGUCAUUCCACCAGGUGGCAUCAUUGUUAAGGAGAGAUCACUUGAGUGUUCAAGGUCCAAGUACUGUGCCACCAUCACCUGAAAUGUACGAUUUAACCAAUGAAAAGACUGUUAUGGAAGGUCAGCCUGGAGGAGGCACUGCCCCCAGGCGCUUUCUCACACAGAGACCAAGUCCCUCUGUUCGUUCCCUCCACCCUCUCCCUCGAGUUGGCAUUCAUCUUCCAAAUGGAUCACCAUCAUCUUUAACAUCUUCUGGGGCUGCCACCAUUCGUCUGCAGACCUCUGGAGGUCAGGGCACCACUCGUAGUGACAGAAACCAAAGCCCCCAACACACAGUCCAAGAUGCAGGAGGUAGAGGAGGUCUGCAGGAUCAGGUCAAGACUCUGAGUACUGAGGUGCAUAGUUUGGGUCUUGCAGUGAAGAUGCUGGUGGAGCAGCAGUGUCGUUUGGAGAGGGAGCAAGCACAACAGACACACAUUCAGAAGCAAAUCCUCAGCACUCUACAGAGCUUCUCCUCCAAACUUGGACAUUGUAGCAGUGCUCAACAGCAGCAAAACCAAGCUCCAUCCCCCUCUGAUUUGUCAGCUUCUGCACCUUCCUCCUUCAACCAAGACGCAUUCAGCUUCAGUCAAGGCCCAUACAGCCAGUGCAGCCAGACCCAGCCAAGCUACAAUUCUUUAGAAAGUCUAGAUAAUACAGAGGCCUUUAAACUGCCUGGUCUGAGCCCUUCAAGUAUGAAUGGGUUUCCACAAUGUAGCAAUGCAGAGAACCGCCCUCUAACGCAUACUCCUCCUCAAACACAAACGUAUGCAGCUGCUUACCCACAACAGUCAAACAGCCAAGCACUCAUGCCAACAUACACAGAGUCAUAUGUCUCUUCGUAUAGCCAGGCACAUUCUCAGACUUUCAGAGGAUCAGAGAGUGAAGCGUCUGAUUUCUCAAGCAGCUGUUCGGCCAGGACUCUCCAGGAUUGCAGUGUGUCCACCAGGCCAUUGAUGAACUCUGACCAGUCUUCAAUGGAUCAAGAGAUAAAUAUAAUUAAAGUGGAAGGACCUUAAACAGCUUCCACUGAAAGUGUUUGGACCAUAAGGGCUUGGAGGUGCUUUUUAGGAGUCACUUUGGAAUACUUAUUUAAUUAUCAUUGUCUUUUUUAUAGUGAUGUAUACCGUAGCAUUUCUUAAAAUAACUUAUUUUAAAUUCUCAAAUACAUUCAAGACAAAACAGGCAGCAAUAAAGUGAAUGGUUUAAUGUGACUGAAAACAAGGCACUGAUUGCUAAAUACAAGUAAGGUUUUGUGAAGGCAGUUUGUCAUUAUUUUGAACAGUUGUAUCUUUUGUACGUGUUAUUUUUGAAACAUUACGACUUGGCUAGAACUGUUUCUUUAAUGGCUCUGUGCUAACACAAUAAAACAUAUUAUCCACUGUGA